UAUUGCUGUUUCAUAACAACUUGUACUUAUGUAUCAUACAUAUAUCAACUAAGAUGAUAGGCGUAUUGAUUCUUGUGGCCUUUGCGCCUUUUACUUUAGCUUUUCCCUACCAUCAAUUUGGAUUGGAAUCUACCAGAAUUUCAGGAGGAAGCAAUGCAACAAUUAGCGAGAUUCCUUAUAUUGUACAGGUGAAUGAGGAUGAUAGUGACAGUUCAGACUGUAAUGCGUCAAUUCUUUCAAGACUUUGGGUGGUCACAGCAGCUCACUGUUUAGACGGAGUGGCUGCCUCAGACGUAAGCAUCCGAGCGGGAACAGAUAGAUACAUGAGAGGCGGUGUGGUAAUACGUGCUUCAAAUUUAUAUGUUCAUCCGAAUUAUAAUAAUACUGACCAGGAUUACGACAUAGGUUUAAUCAAACUUGCUUCACCGCUCACUUUUGGUCCAAAUAUAGCUUCAAUAUCCCUUGCGAGCAGUAAACCGGCAGUGGGAACGUCGGCUGUCGUUUCCGGUUGGGGAGAUUUAAAUGCUAUUACCCAUACCACCCCACAACAAUUACAAAAAGUUACACUACCAAUUGUUGCUGACAGUCAAUGUCCUGAUAUACGUACUGAAAGAGUGUUAUGUGCAGGAGAGAACGCCGGAUACAAAAGUCCCUGUUAUGGUGACUCUGGGGGCCCUUUGGUCGUAGGAAAUACUCUUGUUGGUGUUGUUUCGCAUGGCAAUAGUUGUCGUGGAAUAUCAGUUUACGCCAACGUUGCCAAUCUUCGCAGUUGGAUAUUAUCAGUAGCAUCAGCUUAGCAUACAACGAUGCGUAUUUGUGGAUUCUGAAUAGAGAAUAUAUUUUAAAUAACCAACAAUGUAAAAGGGAUUUAUUCCCGCAGAUAUUAUAAAUAAAAAUAAAUAAAUAAUAA
Messenger RNA from Agrilus planipennis (emerald ash borer), 910 nucleotides. Its product is annotated as trypsin alpha-like. The transcript is spliced from 4 exons. Lineage: Eukaryota; Metazoa; Arthropoda; Insecta; Coleoptera; Buprestidae. Bases 54 to 797 code for a protein of 247 amino acids. The record is from RefSeq and is a predicted model, not a curated record. Gene Ontology annotation, biological process: proteolysis. Gene Ontology annotation, molecular function: serine-type endopeptidase activity.